AUGGAGGCAGAAAGGUUGUCGUUUGUGAAAAAUAAUCAGAAGAGUUUCAGGGCUGAUAAUGUGAAGAAUUUACGAGGUGCAGCAGAUCGAGGAGAUACGGAAGGUUCAUCAACCGGUAGUCGUAUAGUCAUACCCGCUUCAUUCACUGGAGGACAUAGUUACAUGAGGGAAAACUAUCAAGAUGCAAUGGCCAUUUGUAGAUGCUAUGGUUACCCAGAUUUGUUUAUAACGUUCACAUGUAAUCCAAAGUGGCCAGAAAUCAAUCGAUUUGUGUCAAAGAGGGGGUUAAGACCGGAAGAUAGGCCUGACGUAAUAUGUCGAGUCUUUAAGAUGAAACUCGAUCAGUUGGUUAAGGAUUUGAAGGACCACAAUAUAUUUGGCAGAGUUAGAGCUGUUGUUUAUACAGUGGAAUUUCAAAAACGUGGUCUGCCACACGCACAUAUACUUCUUUUCUUGCAUCGUGACGAUAAGUUUCCUGAUGCCGAAGCAAUAAACAAAAUUAUAUGUGCUGAACUUCCGGACAAGGAUGAAAAUCCAGAACUAUACGAUGUUGUCUCUGAGUUUAUGAUGCACGGUCCUUGCGGUGCUUUGAAUCACAAUGCUCCAUGCACGACAGAUAAGAAGUGCACGAAGCAUUUUCCAAAGAAAUUCACUGAACAAACAACAAUUGAUGAAGACGGCUAUCCUGUGUACAGGAGAAGAGAUACUGGAGUCAAUGUUGAAAAAAAUGGCGUUAUGCUUGACAAUGGAUAUGUUGUCCCUCAUAAUCGUGAAUUACUUUGUAAGUAUCGUGCACAUAUAAAUGUCGAGUGGUGCAACCAAUCUAGGUCCAUCAAGUAUUUGUUCAAGUAUAUAAAUAAGGGGUACGAUAGAGUAACAGCAGCAGCAUAUCAAAACCGGCAAAACUCUGAUGAUCCCGAACAAAUUGAUGAAAUUAAAAUGUAUUAUGAUUGUCGUUACAUAUCCCCAUGUGAAGCCAUGUGGAGGAUAUUCGGGUUCCCGAUUCAUUACAGAACUCCAGCUGUCGAACGUCUAAGUUUUCAUCUACCUAACGAGCAGACUGUUGUUUUCACUGAUGAAGAUCAUUUAGGAGAUGUCCUUGAAAGACCUGGCAUUGAGCGAACGAAAUUUCUGGCGUGGAUGGAGUGCAACAAAAAAUAUGCUGAGGCUCGAGAAUUAAGCUACGUUGAAUUCCCUACAAAAUUUGUCUGGCAGCAAAAGGAACGUGAGUGGACACCCAGAAAACAAGGCUUUUCCAUAGGAAGAAUCUAUCAUGUAAACCCUGGAGCAAGUGAAAAAUUCUACUUAAGGACAUUGUUGAAUUUUGUGAAAGGUGCAACAUGUUACGAAGACAUACGCGUUGUUGAUGGGGUACUACAUCCAACGUUUAAAGAAGCAUGUUAUGUCAGGGGUUUGUUAGAUGAUGAUAAAGAGUAUGUUGAUGCCAUAAUAGAAGCAAGCUUCAGAGAAUCGGGACAACAUUUACGUAAUCUUUUUUGCAUGCUCCUAUUGUCGUGUAGUCUGACAAAGCCUAAUCUUAUCUGGGAAAAGACAUGGCACCUUCUUUCUGAUGAUAUCCUUCACAGGCAACGCAGACUCCUACAAGACAAAGAUUUGCGCCUAAGUGAUGAACAACUGCAAAACUUUGCGCUAGCAGACAUUGAAGCUAAGCUACAAAGUAAUGGCAGCACAUUACGUAAAUUCAGCGAAAUGCCAUAUCCUAAUGAUCUGAUCAUAGAAGACGGUCAAAACAAAAUGAUAAUGGACGAGCUUUCCUAUGACCGAGGGAAGUUAGAAGAGGAGUUCCAGCGACUGUUUCAAGGAUUAACAACUGAGCAACGUGGAAUUUACAAUGAAAUUAUGUCAGCUGUAUCACGAGGAAAAGGAGGGGUGUUCUUUGUAUAUGGAUACGGAGGAACAGGUAAGACGUAUCUUUGGAGAUUGUUGUGUGCCUCAUUAAGGCGUAAAGGAGAUAUCGUUUUGCCAGUCGCAUCAAGCGGAAUAGCUUCUUUAUUGCUUCCUCGAGGAAGAACUGCUCAUUCCAGGUUUGGACUUCCGUUAAAUGUUGCUGAGAACUCAACAUGUGUUGGCAUUAAGCCAGGCUCGGACUUAACUGGACUCCUUAUGAAGACAAAUUUAAAGGAUGUUAUGCGGUCUGUGAAUCCUGCAAAUCAAGAUAUCCCAUUUGGUGGCAAGGUUGUAGUUUUUGCUGGUGAUUUAAGACAAAUAUUACCCGUGGUGCCUAAAGGAAGCAGACAAGACAUUGUCUUCUCGGCAAUAAAUAGUUCUUACUUAUGGGACUUUUGCCGAGUACUUAGGCUGACAAAGAACAUGCGCCUCACAACAGGUUCAAGUAAUUCAAAUGUUGAUGAAAUUAGAGAAUUUUCAGAAUGGAUACUCAAUGUUGGAGAUGGCAAAGUCGGAGAUCCAAAUGAUGGUGAGGCCGAUAUUGAAAUACCCCAUGAAAUGUUGGUAGAUGGGGGAGAUGACCCUAUUGCGACAAUAGUAGAAAAAAGAGCUUACUUGAGUUCAGAUGCAAUUUCAGUGGAGGAAGGAAAUUUUGGAAUUCAUGAGAUGUAUUCAACAGAGUUCCUAAAUACAAUAAAAUGCGGAGGAUUACCAAACCAUAGUAUACGACUGAAGGUUGGAGCACCAGUGAUGCUCCUAAGGAAUAUUGAUCAAAGUUCUGGGCUAUGUAAUGGCACAAGAUUGGUCGUUAAGCACUUAGGCGAUCGUAUUAUAGAGGCUAUUGUGGUAUCUGGUAGUAAUUUGGGCAAUAAGGUCUUCAUUCCACGAAUGACGCUUACUCCGUCAGACUCAACAAAAUUUCCCAUCAAGUUCCAACGGAGACAAUUCCCUUUGGUUGUGUGCUUUGCAAUGACAAUCAAUAAAAGUCAAGGACAAUCACUUUCUCAUGUUGGCCUAUAUCUUCCUCGGUCUGUUUUCAGCCACGGACAAUUUUAUGUGGCCGUAUCAAGAGUUACUAGCAAGAAGGGUUUGAAAAUUUUAAUAGUUGAUAAAGAACGUGGAACAUCAAAUGUUACCACGAACGUAGUGUACAAAGAAGUAUUUCAGAAUGUUGGUUAAAUACUCUUAUUAUUAAUGUUACUCAAUAAUUAAUUUUUAUUUUCAUCCA
Beta vulgaris subsp. vulgaris (sugar beet) is the source of this 3136-nucleotide messenger RNA. RefSeq lists its product as uncharacterized. Gene Ontology annotation, biological process: DNA repair; telomere maintenance. The transcript is spliced from 5 exons. The record is from RefSeq and is a predicted model, not a curated record. The coding region runs from base 1 to 3087 and encodes 1028 amino acids. Gene Ontology annotation, molecular function: DNA helicase activity. NCBI's taxonomy places the organism in Eukaryota, Viridiplantae, Streptophyta, Magnoliopsida, Caryophyllales, Amaranthaceae.